Messenger RNA from Emiliania huxleyi CCMP1516, 162 nucleotides. RefSeq names its product NADH:ubiquinone oxidoreductase, subunit 7. Gene Ontology annotation, biological process: mitochondrial electron transport, NADH to ubiquinone. The transcript has a single exon. The annotation marks the transcript as partial. Gene Ontology annotation, molecular function: NADH dehydrogenase (ubiquinone) activity. NCBI's taxonomy places the organism in Eukaryota, Haptophyta, Isochrysidales, Noelaerhabdaceae. The record is from RefSeq and is a predicted model, not a curated record.
UUCACGCUCAACUUUGGGCCGCAGCACCCGGCGGCGCACGGCGUGCUGCGGCUGGUGCUGGAGCUGCAGGGCGAGCUGGUCGCUCGCGCGGACCCGCACAUCGGGCUGCUGCACCGCGGCACCGAGAAGCUCAUCGAGUACAAAAACUACCAGCAGGCGCUU